Molecule: messenger RNA, 1483 nt
Organism: Amborella trichopoda
Lineage: Eukaryota; Viridiplantae; Streptophyta; Magnoliopsida; Amborellales; Amborellaceae
Product: GDSL esterase/lipase At5g03610
Molecular function (GO): hydrolase activity, acting on ester bonds
Source: RefSeq, a predicted model, not a curated record
ACCUAUUUGUCGAUUCUAUCUGAUAGCUAUCCUUUCAUUAUUGUCGUUUCAUCAAUCUUCAGUUCUAGAGAGAGAGAGAGAGAGAGAGAGAGAGAGAGAAAGUCAGUUCUAGAGAGAGAUAGGAGCUGGAGGUUUCAAUUUUAUGUCAAUUUCUCACCUAUCAGGGGGAGUGCUAAAGAUAAAGGAGGAGUAUUUUCUUGCGAGCCAAGUUUUCAGAACCACUCUCCUCUUCUAAAGAAAGAGAUGGCACUGCGUUUCAUUUGCAGUCUUCUUUUCGUUGUUCUAUUAAUUGUGAGUUUAGGGGGAGUAGAGAGUAAAGCUCAUCAUCGUGAAAAGAGGAGGGUGUUAUUUGUGUUUGGGGAUUCGUAUGCGGACACUGGCAACUUUCGGAAGAGCGUAUCGCCGUCGUGGAAGCAGCCAUACGGGAUCACCUUCCCCGGUAAACCAGCCGGCCGUUUCUCUGAUGGCCGUGUCCUCACUGAUUUCCUUGCAAAGUUUUUAGGGGUCCGUUCUCCUAUACCAUACACGUGGCGAAAGAUCAACCCUUCACUGCAACGCUAUGGGGUGAACUUCGCGAUCGGAGGGACGGGAGUGUUCACUACAUUGAACGCAAUGGCCAAUAUGACCGUCCAAAUUGACUCCUUUGAGCGGCUGUUAAGGCAGGGAGUCAUCUGCCAAAACGAUCUGGACCGUUCAGUUGCCCUUGUCUCACUGGCUGGCAACGACUAUUCUGCAUACUUGGAACGUAAUGGCUCAGCAGAGGGCUUACAACCAUUUAUCAUUGCGGUUGUGAAACAAUUGUCCCUGAACCUACAACGUCUCCAAGGUUUAGGAGUGAAGAAAAUCGCAGUUACAACCAUGGAACCUUUGGGUUGUUUACCUAGUAGCACACAAGUUCUUUCAUAUAAGCAGUGCAAUGAGACCCAAAAUGCAGCUACAAGUUUUCAUAACUUACUCUUGGAGCAAGAAGUUCAAAACCUCAACAAAGAGGCCAACAACUCUUCAAAUAUAGUUAUCUUCGACCUCUUCAACUCUUUCAAUUCUGUUCUAAAGACCCCAAGUGGCCAAGGGAAGUUCGUUGAUAGUUUAAGGCCUUGUUGCGACGGUUUUACAGUUACAGAUAGGUGUGGAAGCAUCGACAAGAGCGGCCGCGCUACAUACAACAUAUGCAGUAAUCCAGAGACAACAUUCUUUUGGGAUUCUGUGCACCCUACUCAGUCUGCAUGGGCUGCGAUUGUCUCAUACCUUCGUCCUUCAGUAGAAGCCUUGGCAUCUUGAUCCAUCUGAAAUUUCAUUACAUUGUAUAACAUUGUCAUUUACAUGUCAUUUUCUUUAUUUGUGAAAUAUGAUUUUGAUAGGUGAUUAGCUAGUACAAUAAUAGACAUUGGAUCUUUAAGGGACAGGAAUGAUGUGUUUUCAGUUGGGUUUAUGAGAGCUUGUAUGAGCAUUUUAUAUAGUGAAACAUAAAUAUGAUUUGUUGAUA